Messenger RNA from Bactrocera tryoni, 1668 nucleotides. Its product is annotated as D-2-hydroxyglutarate dehydrogenase, mitochondrial-like. Bases 108 to 1601 code for a protein of 497 amino acids. The transcript is spliced from 8 exons. Gene Ontology annotation, molecular function: catalytic activity; FAD binding. Gene Ontology annotation, cellular component: mitochondrion. The record is from RefSeq and is a predicted model, not a curated record. NCBI's taxonomy places the organism in Eukaryota, Metazoa, Arthropoda, Insecta, Diptera, Tephritidae.
CGGUGAGGUUGAUCGUUAAAAAGGCAACGUUCACAAGUGUUUCGGGCGCGACGCCGAAUGUGCAUAAAGCUAGCCGACAACUCAGAGAAGCAAGAAUAGAAAGUAAAAUGGCACUUAGAAGAAUAGUAAAAUUGCAAGCACUGAUAACAAAGCCGCUGCGUAGAGCUUAUUCAGCAGCUCCAGAAUUAACACAGACUCGUCACAAUGUAAAACGCAACGACUACGCCACCUUGGAAGACAAGGAUAUUGCUUUCUUGGAGUCCAUUGUUGGUAAACAUUACGCGCUACAGGAAGAUUUACAAGCUUACAAUGUGGACUUUUGGCGCUCUGUACGAGGUAAUAGCCAACUGGUGCUGAAACCCGGUACCACACAAGAGGUUUCUGCCAUUUUAAAGUAUUGCAACGAGCGUAAGCUGGCUAUUUGCCCGCAAGGUGGCAACACCGGUGUGGUUGGCGGUGCGGUGCCCGUAUUCGAUGAAAUCGUGCUAUCGCUGACCCGAUUGGACAAAAUUCUGCACAUUGAUGAAAUUACUGGCAUAGCGGCAUGUGAGACGGGUUGCAUUUUGGAGAAUUUGGAUAACAAAGCGCGAGAGCUAGACUUAGUGGUGCCCUUAGACUUGGGUGCCAAGUCUAGCUGUCAUGUUGGUGGCAAUGUCUCCACCAAUGCUGGUGGCUUGCGUGUAGUGCGCUACGGCAAUCUGCAUGGCAGCGUGUUGGGUUUGGAAGUGGUACUGGCGAAUGGUGAAAUUUUAGAUUUGAUGUCUGACUUCAAAAAGGACAACACAGGCUAUCAUUUGAAGCAUCUUUUCAUUGGCGCAGAGGGCACCUUGGGUGUGGUGACUAAAGUGUCCAUUUUGUGUGCGCCAGCGCCGCAGGCACAGCAUCUGGCCUUUUUGGGUUUGCCCAACUUUGAUGCUGUGUUGAAAACAUUCAAAAGCGCCAAACGAUAUUUGGGUGAAAUUUUAUCGGCUUGCGAAAUGAUUGAUGCACCAACUUUGGAGGCCAGUUUGGAACAUUUCCAACUUAACUCACCAAUUAAUGGUUUUCCAUUUUAUAUGCUACUCGAGACAUCUGGCAGCAAUGGCACACAUGAUUUGGAGAAAAUUAAUAAGUUCGUGGAAAUCGGCAUGGAAAGGGGCGAAAUUAUUGAUGGUACCAUAGCGGCUGAAGCGCGUAAGAUGCAGGAAAUUUGGAAGCUGCGCGAGCUGGCACCGAUGGCUUUAACCAAAGAUGGCUAUUGCUUUUACUAUGAUCUUUCGUUGCCGUUACGCGAUUUCUAUAGUAUAGUGGAGGUUAUGCAAAAACGUAUAGGACCGCUGGCAACAAGAGUCACAGGUUUUGGACAUUUGGGUGAUUCGAAUUUACAUUUGAACGUUUCAUGUCCGGCAUAUACCGACGAACUGCACCACAAAAUUGAGCCUUUUCUUUACGAGUAUACCCACAAACUGAAAGGCAGCGUAAGUGCUGAGCACGGCAUUGGUUUUAUCAAAAAGAAUUACCUAAAAUAUAGCAAGUCACCGGAAGCGAUUGCAAUGAUGCGUGAUAUGAAGAAAUUGUUGGAUCCCAAGGGUAUAUUAAACCCAUAUAAGGUGUUAAAUUAACACUCAUAUUACAUAACUACACUAAAUAUGUGUGUUGCUUAAAAAAAUAAAUAAACAUAACCUCAAA